AUGGAGAAUGUCCGGACCAUUGCCGAGAUUCAAAUAGGGGUUCGAUGUUUACUCCCUGUGUUGUCUUUUGGUCACGUGGAAGCCCAGCUGCUAGGUGGUACACACCCCUGUGAAGGACGCCUGGAGGUUCUUCGAGGACUCACCUGGGGCACCGUCUGCUAUGAUGACCUGGACCUGCCCACGGCUCAUGUGGUUUGUCGGGAGCUGGGGUGUGGCACCGCUGUAUCCAUACUCGGGAGUUCCCACUUUGGCCAUGGAUCAGGACCUGUGUGGACAGAGGCCUUUCACUGUGUGGGCAAUGAAUCACUGCUGUUCCAUUGUCUGAGGGAGCCUGGACACCAGUGUGGCCAUGAUCAGGAUGCUGCAUUAAUCUGCUCAGGGCAAAAGUUCCGACUGGUCAACGGCAGCAGUAGCUGUGAGGGCCGCGUGGAGCUUUGGGUACAGGAGUCCUGGCAGCCCCUCUGUGCUGCCCACUGGGACUUAGCAGAUGCCACGGUGCUCUGCCACCAGCUCAACUGUGGUUAUGCAGUGGCCACACCCCAAGGUGGCCAUUUUGGAAAUGUGGAAGCUCCUAUCUGGACAGAUGUGUUUCACUGUGUGGGGACAGAGCCCCACCUGCUGAGCUGCCCAGCAAGCACCUUAGGGGCCCAGACAUGUGCCCCGGGAAAUUCAGCCUCAGCUAUCUGCUCAGGUGCCCAAAAUGCACUGCGGCUGAGGGAUGGACAGAGCCACUGCGAUGGUAGAGUGGAGGUUUUCCUUGAUGGCGUAUGGGGGCGUGUGCUGGACAAUGCCUGGAACCUGUGUGAUGCUGCUGUGGUGUGCAGGCAGCUCGGGUGCGGAGAGGCACAGCAAGCCUAUGACGCUCCGGCUCCAGUCCUCAAGACAAUCCCUGUGGGGCUGAGCAUGGUGCACUGCUUGGGCUCUGAGACCCACCUGACCCAAUGCAACGUGUCAAUGUCUAUGCUGGUGCACGCGGGAACACUGCGGGACGCAGGUGUCAUGUGCUCUGGUGAGUGCGGGGCAUCCACUUCCUCAGCCUUGUUCAUGUAGUCCAGAGUGCCCUGACUGGAUCUCUCCGCAGGGAGCUUGCAUGUGCGGUUGGUAGCGGGCAAGAACCGCUGUGCUGGGCGUGUCGAAGUGUUCUAUCGGGGCACAUGGGGCACCGUAUGUGAUGAUGCCUGGGACCUGCAGGACGCCCAUGUGGUCUGCAGGCAGCUGGGCUGUGGCCACGCCCUCAGUGCCCCUGGGGCGGCUCAUUUUGGAGCAGGAACUGGGCGCAUCUGGCUGGAUGAACUGGGCUGCCUGGGCGAGGAGGCUGCUCUGUGGGAGUGCCAGUCAGGAGGCUGGGGCCAACAAGACUGCGGGCACAAGGAGGAUGCGGGCGUGGUCUGUUCAGAAUUCACUGAGGUGAGGUUGCAAGAACACAGCCAGCCAUGCACAGGACGCCUGGAAGUUUUCUACAAUGGUACCUGGGGUGGUGUCUGCCAGUCCCUGAGUGCUGCCUCCCUGAGAGUUCUGUGUGGACACCUGGGUUGUGGAUCCCAGGGGCAGCUGUUGGCCAGGCCAAGGAACUCAUCUAAGCUGGAGACUGUCUGGUUGAAGUCCAUUCAGUGUAGGGACAAGCAUGACAGGUCCUUGUGGCAAUGCCCCUCAGCGCCCUGGGACAGGCAUUCUUGCACCAGUGGAGAGGAAGCUUGGUUGGUGUGUGCAGGAAAGACAGAAGUUUCUCAGGAUAUAGAGCAGAUGUCCAACUGCUCAGCUCUUAGCUGCCCAGAGGAAGGUGCAGUUCGUGUGUUUGGGGGUGAGGAUGGCUGCUCUGGACGAGUGGAGCUCUGGCACAGAGGUUCAUGGGGCACGGUGUGUGACGACUCCUGGGACCUGGCAGAUGCAGAAGUUGUGUGCCGGCAGCUGGGCUGUGGCCCCGCCAUAGCUGCCCUGCAGAAUGCUGCCUUUGGUCCUGGUUCAGGGCCUAUAUGGCUGGAUGAAGUGGGAUGCCGAGGCAGUGAGAGGACUCUGGGAGCCUGCCAGACCGAACCAUGGGGGUACGGAGACUGCUCCCACAAGGAGGAUGCCGGUGUGCGCUGCCUGGCUAUCCCUGGGACCAUGGCAUCAGGCAAUUCUCUGGCUCCUCCACCUGUUCCUGAGGCCUGGACCCUGCCUAUAACUGCCUCCAUAGUCCUUGGCUGCCUCCUGGGCAUAGUUCUUCUGGCCCUGACUGUUCAGUGGUGUCACAGCAGAGCCAUCAGCAUGGGUUUUGGAGCAACAGGGCAGCCCUCAGAUGCUGUCUAUGAAUACAUUGAAACAGUCCCUAUGGAUGAAACAGCAGAGGAGCCAGCAGCAUCCCAAAGUCCAGUGCAGGAUGAGGAUUAUGAUGAUGCAGAAGAGCUCAAGGACAGCCCUGGGGAAGAUGUGGAGGCUAGGCAACUGCUGAGCCUGAUUGGUGUGUACCUCUGUUCCCUGAGUCUGGAGCAUCCUUUGGCUGUUCUGCUCUCAUAA
Messenger RNA from Acomys russatus (golden spiny mouse), 2496 nucleotides. Its product is annotated as scavenger receptor cysteine-rich domain-containing protein SCART1-like. The record is from RefSeq and is a predicted model, not a curated record. Gene Ontology annotation, cellular component: membrane. The transcript is spliced from 10 exons. Lineage: Eukaryota; Metazoa; Chordata; Mammalia; Rodentia; Muridae.